AUGACAAAACACAGCACUCUUUUUGAACCUCCGCCACAGGACGAGUCCAGAGCUCUAAUCGAGAAUGUGCUCGACUUGACUCCGGUGGUGGACCUCGGCCCCGAUGUCUUCACGAACACUCGCCCACUAUGGCAUCCUCCCGGGGCUCGAGGAAUCUACGGUGGCGCCGCUAUCGCCCAGUCCCUUUCCGCGGCGAUGCGCACCGUCCCCGCCGACUUUGCCGUCCACAGCAUGCACUGUUACUUUGUCCUCGCCGGUGACUCUGAACUACCCAUCCUAUACCAUGUCGAACGUGUGCGCGACGGACGGAGCUUCAUCACCCGAACCGUACAAGCCCGGCAACGGGGCCGUCCAAUCUUCACAACCACACUCAGUUUCAGCCGAGUGGGCAGCGGCGGCGAGAAAACAUUGAACCAUUCGACUCCAAUGCCUGAUGUCUCACUCCCGGCGGAUGCAUUACCGGGAACCGUCCAGGCUCUUAGCGACGCCGGAGGUGGUCCAUUCGAGUCAAAGAAAGCGGGUAUCAUCAACCGCACUCAGAACCCCGAAGAUAAGAGAGUACGGCGAUUUGUCCGGGCUCGUAGCCGUAUCUCCGAUGAAGGAGGUUUCCAGGCCCACUUAUCCGCUCUGGCGUAUAUCACCGACAGUUUCUUCAUCGGAACGGUCUCUCGUGUCCAUGAUAUCCCUCGCUUCUCAUCCCCAGCCGACCUCGAAAAGCUUCUUAAGGCACUUAAAAACCCAUCCGAUUUGGACGAUGAAGAUAUUACAAAGGCCUUCAAGGAGUUGAAAGAGGAAGAAGCGGCAGAUCUACGACGUCAACUCGAAGGAGCCUUAAGUAACGCCAGUAAAGAGGACCAUAAAGAAGUAGGCAUGAUGGUCAGUCUUGAUCAUUCAAUCUACUUCCAUAAUCCCCGAGCUUUCCGCGCCGACGAGUGGAUGUUCCAUGAAACAGAGAGCCCAUGGGCCGGAGAGGGACGUGGUUUGGCGAUUCAGAAGUUCUGGUCGCAAAACGGGACAUUGAUUGCCACAUGUACCCAAGAGGUAUGUACUCGUCUCCCCCUCCGUCGAAUUAACUUGUACUAA
Penicillium odoratum is the source of this 1083-nucleotide messenger RNA. RefSeq lists its product as uncharacterized. The record is from RefSeq and is a predicted model, not a curated record. The transcript is spliced from 3 exons. Gene Ontology annotation, molecular function: fatty acyl-CoA hydrolase activity. NCBI's taxonomy places the organism in Eukaryota, Fungi, Ascomycota, Eurotiomycetes, Eurotiales, Aspergillaceae. Bases 1 to 1083 code for a protein of 360 amino acids. Gene Ontology annotation, biological process: acyl-CoA metabolic process; fatty acid catabolic process. Gene Ontology annotation, cellular component: peroxisomal matrix.